UCAGGCGGGCGCCGGUGCCCCUGAGGAGACGGGGGAGAUGGCGGAGAGCGAGUCGGGAUCUGAGAGCAGCGAAGAGGAGAACCUGCCCUCCUUCGCCUACCUGCUACAGCCGUCCCCAUUCCUCGGCGAGCCGAGCCGCCCGCGGUCACCAUCUCCUGAUCCUAAGGUGGCAGAGGUCAAGAUGGUGAGCAGCGAGAGGGAAGAGGGGGUGGACGUCGUCCCUUUGCACGAGAGGGUCAAGAUGAGAGUGGGAGCGGACCCUGAGCCUUUCAACCUGGGCGCUGAUGAUAAAGGAGAAGCAUCGGGACUUUGUGCUAGUGGUGACCUGAUGGAUCCUGGAAGCAAAGGGCUUUGUCAAGACCUGACGCCGUCUAAAGAAGUAGCUUGUGAUAGUGAGAAUGGUACACGCAGUGUUGAGAGAUCCUCCUUGUGCUCCUUGCCAAUCGACUCUGACAUCCCUAGUACCCCCCCGGUAAGCAGAGAACGGCCAGAAACAUCGCUCCCUCUCAAGAAGCGACAAUAUAGUCCGAAGGAACGGGAGGCAAUCUGCCAGAAUGCGUGGCAGAGAAGGAAGGAGCAAGAAGCAAAGAGGAGGAAGCAAGAGGAGGAGAAAGAGAGGAAGAGAGCCGUUGCCAAUAUGCUGAAAGCUCAGCGGCCAGGAGAGUGCCAGAAAUACAUAACAGUGGUGCUAGAUCCAGUCAUCUUACAGGUAGAAGGUGGCGAGCAGAUCCUUAGUGCUUUGCAGGCUGCCAAUUAUUCCUGUGUGUUUGAGAACCACGCUGUUCCCUGCAGCAUCACCUGGAGGAGAAAGACAGUGACAUCACAGAUGGGAGGAGGAGAUGAAUGGACAGAAGAACCAAAUGUUCUGGUUCUGCUUGGCCUGGAGGAGUUUUUGUCCAUGGUUCACAGCUACAAGCAAAAUGCUGAUGGCUGUGCAGAAAGGCAGAAGGAAACCCUGCAGAGCUAUGUGGCUCAUAUGAUGGAAAAAAUGCCUGGGAGAAUUCUGGCUCUGGCAGUAGUUGGAGUAGAAAAUUAUUUCAGGUCUCUUCAAGUUCAGCCAAAACAAAGGCUGCGACAGACAGCAGCAAGUGGAAAUCAAGAGAAACGGGGAGAAAGGAGAAAAAAGGAAGUUAAGGAUUCUAGCUUGAACUUAUCCAGAAUGGAUGUGAAAGAAGCCCUGGUGGAUCUACAGCUGAGCACACAAGUCCAAAUCAGCAUUUUUGAGAGCAGUGAGGAGCUUGGGGAAUAUGCCACUAUGUGCACAAAAGCUGUGGCUGAGGCACCGUACAAGCAAGAGCGAGAGAACACAGGGUUCUCUUUCUACUUGGAGAAGGACUGUUGCAGAGGGGUGAAGGUGGAUCCUUCUGGAAAGGGUCUCUUGAAAGUUUGGAAGAGGCAGAUACAGCAAUUUAACCGUGUCAGCUCUGAGAUGGCUGAGGCCAUCGUGUCUGCCUACCCUUCUCCUCAGCUUCUGAUCCAGGCUUAUGAGAAAUGCUCCUCGGACCAGGAGCGGGAGAACAUGCUGGCCAAUAUCCCUGUGCACCGUGGGGAGGGUGUGACAGCCACCUCCCGGCGCAUUGGGCCAGAACUGUCCCGACGCAUCUAUCUGCAGAUGACUUCCCACGAUCCCGACCUCUGUCUGGAUUUUACUGGGUAGCACAGGGAAAAAGGGUUGUACUGUUUGUUCAGUUAACUGUUCCGUUUUGGAUUUCACUGGGUAGCUCCAGGGAAUAAGGGUUUUUACCAUUUGUCUGGUCAAGUUUUCAGUUUUCUUCUGUGAAGAAGUGCUUAGAUAACACUCAUUGAUCCUUGUUUAAAGACUUGAAACACAUUAAGACUUUAUUGUAGCAGAAAAAAGUUGGAUAAAGUUGCUGAAUAGCAGGAGUUUACACAAGAAAGAUGGUGAACAUCUUCCCUAAGCACAUGAGUUGCACACAGCUUAUAGUACUGAUGUUGUUUUAAUUGUCUUCCUAUAAAAUAAAUAAUUUUGAAGAAUAA
Messenger RNA from Haemorhous mexicanus (house finch), 1998 nucleotides. RefSeq names its product essential meiotic structure-specific endonuclease 1 (gene EME1). NCBI's taxonomy places the organism in Eukaryota, Metazoa, Chordata, Aves, Passeriformes, Fringillidae. The transcript has 8 exons. Gene Ontology annotation, biological process: double-strand break repair; resolution of meiotic recombination intermediates; mitotic intra-S DNA damage checkpoint signaling. The record is from RefSeq and is a predicted model, not a curated record. The coding region runs from base 38 to 1657 and encodes 539 amino acids. Gene Ontology annotation, cellular component: Holliday junction resolvase complex; nucleus. Gene Ontology annotation, molecular function: DNA binding; nuclease activity.